AUGGAACUCAACGGAGAACAUUUUCGCGCCAUAAUUUAUUACAACUUUCAGAGACAAUUAUUGCAACAAGAAUGCCUUGCUGAGUUACUGUCUGUUUUCGGCAACGAAGCGCCACCAAAAACGGCAUCAUUGAAGAUAGACAUAGCAGAAAUCUGGUGUCAAAAAACGCUUGACCGUUUCAAUUCCGGAAACUCAAAAAAUGUGUACAGUAUUGUUAGUAGUGGUGAUGAAUCGUGGAUUUACUGUUAUAAACCAGAAAAUAAACGACAGUCGGCUGUUUGGGUGUUUCAAAGUGAAGAAAAGCCAACAAAAGUCAUCCGUUCUCGAAGUGUUUCGAAAAAGAUGGUCGAGACAUUUGUGUCAAAAGCGGGUCAUAUUGCAACAAUUCCUCUUAAUGAGCAAAUAACUGUUACUGCGGAUUGGUAUACCACCAUUUGUUUGCCAAUAGUCAUCACCCAGCUUCAAAAAAUCAACCACGAAAGAAUAAUCAUCCUCCACCAACACAAUGCAAGCUCGCACACAGCCCAAAAAACAAGGCAGUAUUUAACGGAAGAAAACGUGGAAUUAUUGGACCAUCCUCCAUAUAGUCCUGAUCUAAGUCCUAACGAUUUCGUUACUUUCCCGAAAAUUAAAAACAGACUGCGUAGUCAAAGGUUCCAGUCACCAGAAGAAGCAGUUGACGCAUUCAAAAAUGCCUGGAAAAAGUGCUUCGAAAAUUGGUUCAAGCGCAUGCAGAUGUGUAUUAAUCUUCGUGGAGAAUACUUCGAAAAACAAUUAAGUCAUUUAAAACUACCUACCCAAUAA
Acanthoscelides obtectus is the source of this 804-nucleotide messenger RNA. The record is from the annotation of a GenBank genome assembly. NCBI's taxonomy places the organism in Eukaryota, Metazoa, Arthropoda, Insecta, Coleoptera, Chrysomelidae.